CAAAUUGGGACAACAGGAACACACACAGGAGAGACAGACCAGAAAGGGCAGAUGAGAUCGUUAUAGUUGGUCUACUACAUCGAGUUAACUACACCUUGUUUUGUUUUUUAAGUUUGUCUUCUUGUUUUAACAGAUCGUGAGCUAAUCGCUAGUCAUUUAAAGCUUUUCAAGCACAGUGCGCCACCAUUUGCAGUGAUGGCUACAGCCGCAGUGGAGUUGAUGGGCUUCUUCUUGGGCAUCCUGGGUAUGAUUGGCAACUUGGUGGCCACCUUGUUGCCCUACUGGGAAAUCACGGCCCACAUUGGCCCGAACAUUGUCACGGCCGUGACAAACAUGAAGGGCCUGUGGAUGGCAUGUGUCCACCAGAGCACCGGAGCCUUCCAGUGCGAGACCUACAACACCAUCCUCGGCCUAUCCACCGACCUACAGGUGGCCCGGGCCAUGAUGGUCAUCUCGAUUAUCUUAUCUGUCCUCGCCUGUGCAGUGUCCAGCAUUGGGAUGCAGUGCACCAUGUGCAUGGACGGCUCCUUGGCAAAGACGAAAGUGGCUGGAGCCGGAGGGUGCCUUUUUUUAACAGCUGGACUUCUGUCACUCAUUCCCAUUUCCUGGAAGACCAACGAAGUAGUGCAGACCUUCUACCAGUACAACCUACCCGACAGCCUGAAGUUCGAGAUCGGGGACUGCCUGUAUGUCGGAAUUGCCUCGUCUCUCACGUCUCUGCUAGGCGGAGGGCUGCUAAGCAUAUCCUGCUACACUGACCUAGAAGCACAGCGAGGAUUCAGACACUACGGUAGAGGUUACCCGUAUCCUGAACGCAUGGGAAAACAUGGCACGGGUCGUGGCGUCUCACAUUCGAUGCCCUUCCACCCGUCAGCCACUCUGCAGAGUGCAAUCAACAUGAACUCCACCAAUAGAAACCAGACUCUGGUCAGCCAAAUCAGUAGCAGUAGCCACUCCACAACUGGCGUCGGAGACUCCAGGAAACCAGCACGCCAGAAAACGACAGCUAGUUAUGAUGUCACCGGGUAUGUCUGA
Molecule: messenger RNA, 1035 nt
Organism: Neoarius graeffei (lesser salmon catfish)
Lineage: Eukaryota; Metazoa; Chordata; Actinopteri; Siluriformes; Ariidae
Gene: cldn2
Product: claudin 2
Exons: 1
Coding region: 196-1035 (279 amino acids)
Biological process (GO): cell adhesion; bicellular tight junction assembly
Cellular component (GO): bicellular tight junction; plasma membrane
Molecular function (GO): structural molecule activity
Source: RefSeq, a predicted model, not a curated record